Molecule: messenger RNA, 2256 nt
Organism: Mytilinidion resinicola
Lineage: Eukaryota; Fungi; Ascomycota; Dothideomycetes; Mytilinidiales; Mytilinidiaceae
Exons: 2
Coding region: 1-2256 (751 amino acids)
Cellular component (GO): actomyosin contractile ring; cell cortex of growing cell tip
Molecular function (GO): protein binding; MAP kinase scaffold activity
Source: RefSeq, a predicted model, not a curated record
AUGACAGACGCUGCAAACAUGAACCGUAAGACGCCCAGGCCAGAAGACGUCCUAUUGGAACAUCAUGCAUUCAUAAAAGCCUACCUGGGCCCCUACCUUCGAGAACGGAAGAGCACGCUGCGUCGAUCACACCGGGCGAAAGACAAACUCACGCAACUUACCCAAGCUCAGUUUCAAGACCAGAGUACUGAUAUAUAUGACGAGUUAGUGCGUCGGGAGCAAUGGUCGACGAAGGGCAGCUCAAAGGCACACAAUGUACCGAGAUUCUUGCAUCCGAAUCCCCUCUAUCAGCAGAAGCGCAAUGUGGCUCGACGAAAGCUCGCAUCACUGUCGCUUGAGAGGUUUCAACAGCAAUGUACAGACGUCUUUCACGAGUCAGAGCGGCGGUACCCUCAUUUCAUCUCGGAAUCUCCUCCUCGAUCUCCUUGGUCCUCGCGUUCACCUGGAUCUUCUGAAGAAGGAGUGGAUCGUAUUAGCAAUAAUGCCGGACAAGUAGGGCGCAGAGGCAGUGGAAUAUCACCGCCAGCAAGCCCCCACUUGCACUCGAGUUCGCGCAUGAUGCUCCUCGACCUACCCCCGGAGUUGCUUCGCCAAAUACUACAUACUCUCGAUGCCGAAUCAUUCUACGUUUGCCUCGUGACCUGCAAAACCUUCCGCGGGCAUGCUCUGAACUCUAAAGCCCUCCUCAAGGACCAGCUGAGACGCAUACCCGGUCUACAAGAUUCCGUUUCCGGGAGCCAUCAAGAUGCAGCAAGCCUAGUCACACUUUUCUCCAGGAGGGCAACUCGACAUUUACACAGUGGCGCCGCGUUCCUGUCUGAUGUCCACUCCUACCUCCCUACAGUGAAGACCGACUGGAAGAAUAGUACCCUCGUUUCCUAUUCUGGAGAAGGCGGACAUGACCUCAUGCUUGCAAACGUCUGUGCAGAUACUGGUGUAGUGCGAAUCUACAAGAUUAUUGAAGCCAUCCCAAUGCUCUCUCAUGUCAUUGAUCCAUAUGGCUUGUCACUGGGUCAGGGUUCGACGUUUGCUUGGUCCGAUUGUGAAGUUGUCAAGCUUGCGGUCUGCGAACCUGACUUGACGUGUUCCAAAGGAGACUUCGUUAAUACGAUAGCUAUUCUUUACCGUUCUAAAAGAUCGAACCCCGCUAGGAAAGCAAAGGGGCACCUUUCGUCUUCUCCAGCCCCGAUUCGACUCGUCACAUACAGGCUAGACGACGAGUUUGGUCCUAUAGUUAUGGAUUGGUUCGAGAUGGAAAUGGAAACCGAAGAGCUUAACGAUGUGGUGGCUGUGGCGGUCUCGAAAGCUGGGACUUCGUUCAUAUUGACUCGAUGGUUCGAAGGAAGACAUCCGAAGCAUAAAUUAACGAAGUACAAUAGACGUUGCGAUCAAGCUAUUCCACCCCUUACAACUUCGACGUUGCUCGAAUCCCACCCAGACGAGAUCAUUUCCUCAAUGCAGGUCAGGGGCAAGAAACUGCACCUCUUCCAGUCUUGCCUUCCUAUCCCACGGUGGACGGUCAGUAACAUCCGGAGUCGCGCCGAAAUCCACCGUCGCAAUAACUACCUUCCGGAUGAUGUCGAGGCAUUUAGCUCGCCUUCUCUGGGAAAGGCCAUUGCUUUCCAUCACCAUCAUCUUGUCACAGAUCCACAGCUCAACGACGGUGCCCCAACGUGCCUAAAUACGGCUCUCGAAGUCAUGCUCAGACGCGAAGAGCACACUUGCACCACACCUCGUUGGCUUACGCCAGGACGCGUGGGGGCCUUCCUCCUCAAGGCUAUCCACUACUGUGCAGAUUCCAGCUGCGACACGUUCGAUCUGGAGAAAGAUUAUUCGAAUCUGCACCACGUCUUCGUUGCUAGACUUGUCGGUCUGGAUUUGUUCAACCUGUCCUCUCUUGGUGUUCGAAUGGCGAUAUCUCCCAAGUCGCAUCGCAUCGCUAUGACAUCCUGGAAGAAGGUCCUCGUAUGGGCGAUUGACACAAAAGCUUUCCUGGAUCCCGGUACCUUGCCAGAGGGACCCAUACCAGGGGACUACGCAUAUCUGGAGGGAUGUGGAUAUCGAUACUAUCAGUCCAAUCCACUCGAUCAAGAAAUGGUUGAACUACAUCCCGUCGAAUUGCCUGAGGCUGGGGUGGUUUUCGAGCUCGCUUUCCGAGACGAAGACGAGCUUUGGGCAUGGACAGAUAGAGGCCUGGUGAAAUGGAAGUUCGGGCCUAGGGCAUGCGGCGGAAGAAACACUGCGAUGUUAGAAUAG